Messenger RNA from Megalopta genalis, 482 nucleotides. Its product is annotated as histone H2A. Gene Ontology annotation, cellular component: nucleosome. Gene Ontology annotation, molecular function: protein heterodimerization activity; structural constituent of chromatin; DNA binding. NCBI's taxonomy places the organism in Eukaryota, Metazoa, Arthropoda, Insecta, Hymenoptera, Halictidae. The record is from RefSeq and is a predicted model, not a curated record.
GGUCGACGUGCGGGUAGCUGAUUCCUUUGUUCUCCAGUGAAAGUACACGAUGUCUGGCCGUGGAAAAGGUAACAAAGUUAAGUCGAAGGGAAAAUCCCGUUCCACCAGAGCUGGAUUGCAAUUUCCGGUGGGUCGCAUUCAUCGAAUGCUCAGAAAAGGUCAUUAUGCGGAACGUGUAGGUGCUGGAGCACCGGUUUACCUUGCUGCAGUUAUAGAAUAUUUGGCUGCCGAAGUACUGGAAUUGACCGGAAAUGCAGCUCGGGAUAAUAAAAAAACCAGGAUUGUUCCACGACACGUGCAAUUGGCAAUCCGUAACGACGAAGAAUUGAACAAACUGUUGUCUGGAGUCACCAUUACUCAAGGAGGCGUGUUGCCCAACAUCCAAGUGGCCCUCUUGCCUAAAAAAACCGAUAAGAAAGCAUAAGCUUGUCGAUCGCCGCAUCAAUAUCAUAACAUAGAAAAUGGCCCUUUUCAGGGCCCAA